Molecule: messenger RNA, 3274 nt
Organism: Thalassophryne amazonica
Lineage: Eukaryota; Metazoa; Chordata; Actinopteri; Batrachoidiformes; Batrachoididae
Gene: tesk1
Product: testis associated actin remodelling kinase 1
Exons: 10
Coding region: 898-2859 (653 amino acids)
Biological process (GO): actin cytoskeleton organization; positive regulation of stress fiber assembly; protein phosphorylation
Cellular component (GO): cytoplasm; nucleus
Molecular function (GO): ATP binding; protein serine/threonine kinase activity
Source: RefSeq, a predicted model, not a curated record
CUUUAAGGUUUCCCAUGUUUUAAAAAAAAUGUGUAUUAAAAGCGAUAACUGCUUAGCGAUAAGAUUGUUUUAGAAUUUUUGCCCCCCACUUCACUUGAAACUAAAUCCGCCCCUGAAUGGGGGACACAGGGCCCAGAAUGCUCGGUGGGCGUGUCUCACAGAGCACUCGAGUCCAGGUUUUCCAACCUCUCCCGGAAUAUGAGGAUAUUUAAGGUGAAUCCAGAUUUUAAAGGUUUGGCACAACGUGACUCCUUUAAGUCAGAGCGCCCCCACGUGUGUGGACCCGCCUCCAAUAAACCGCAGGAGAAGCAGCUCCUCUUCCUUCAACACACACGGACUCAUCCAAACGGCGAGGAGGCGGAACCGAACCACGGCGGCGCGUGCGGAUGGUUAAUUAAUGAAAGAUCAGGUUAACGGGGAGCUGUGGAGGGUGAUCCAAGUCGGAACCUUCACCAUCUGCGCACAAACUUGUUUUGGUGAGAAAUCGGCGAGGAGACGAGAGAAAAACCCGAGUUUGACCUUAGGUACACGCGUCCUGACGCAGAGCAAACGUGCGUUAACGCGCCGCACUUGAAAGGUUUCCAGAUGAUAAAAGUAUCAAUAAAUGUGAUCUGUUCAUGACGGCCCACUUCUCUCUCUGGCUGCAGCUCGGCGCGGAAACCCGGUGUUUGGUGCAGCCGGGAGGGAGAGUCCCGGUGUCGGCCUGAGCUGCUGCAGGAUGCGCCGCCGCAGCUGCGCGCUGUAGGAGCGCACUUCCAGGAGUCCUCGGUCCCGGCCCGAGCCCGACGCCCGGCCCGUGGCCUUGCAGCGGGACACAUGAGACGCGUGGGCGCCACUCGGACUGGAUUUUAAACCUUGCACUCGUCCCCACGUCCUCCUGCUGGUGGGUCGUCCGAGAUGGAGACGCAGAGGGUCGAACCGGAGCAGGACGGAACAGAGCCGCCCAUGCACAGCGUCCACGGGUCCAACCGGAUCCGCCCGUCGUCCUACCGGGCCCUGCGCAGCGCCGUGUCCAGCCUGGCCCGACUAGACGACUUCAGCUGCGAGAAGGUCGGCGCGGGCUUCUUCUCCGAGGUCUACAAGGUGCAGCACCGCGUGUCGGGUCAGGUGAUGGCUCUGAAGAUGAACAUCCUGGCGAGUAACAGAGCCAACAUGCUCAGGGAGGUCCAGCUUAUGAACCGCCUGUCACACCCAAACAUCCUCAGGUUUAUCGGCGUGUGUGUCCAUGAGGGGGCGCUCCACGCACUCACAGAGUACAUUAACGGCGGUAACUUGGAGCAGCUGUUGAGCAGUGACGUGCACCUGUCGUGGAGCGUGAGGAUGGGCCUCGCCCUGGACAUCGCGCACGGCCUGCAGUACCUCCACAGCAAGGGAAUCUUCCACCGGGACCUCACCUCCAAGAACUGCCUGGUGCGCUGGGAAGGCAGCGCGUGCACGGCCGUGGUGGGAGACUUUGGCCUGGCGGAGAAGAUCCCAGAUUACAGUGACCCAGCAGAUCAGGAGCCUUUGGCUGUUGUCGGCUCCCCCUACUGGAUGGCUCCGGAGGUGCUCCGAGGAGAGCUGUACAAUGAGAAGGUGGACGUGUUCGCGUUUGGGAUCAUCUUGUGUGAGAUUACUGCGAGAAUCCAGGCCGACCCCGACAUCCUGCCACGCACCGAGGACUUUGGUCUGGACGUUCUGGCCUUCAAGCAGAUGGUGGACGAUUGUCCUCCUGAUUUUCUGGAUCUGGCUGUCGCCUGCUGUAAUAUGAAUCCAAAGCUCCGCCCCUCCUUUUCCCAAAUUGUGCUGCAGCUGGAGCGGAGAAAGCGUAAGGUGGAGUCGCCCGUUACCGCAUCUUCAGAAGUGGGCACUGUCAGGCGCCGGUCUCUGUGCGUCGUCUCAGAGCCACACAUCUCCCGCAGCAAAUCAGACAUACUCAGUCUUUCAGACACGCCCCCCUCUGUGCCGUUGGCUCCCACACGAGUCAACCCCUUCUCUCUGAGGGAGGAUCUGAAGGGCGGGAAGAUCAAACUCUUCGACACGCCCAGCAAGUCGGUCAUCUCGCUGACCUUUACGCUGCCCCCGCCUCCAGACUGCUGUGACGAGGCCUCGCCGCCGGACUCCUGCGACCUGCCCAGGAGGCACCGGCGCUGCCACUCGCUGCCUUGUACGCCGCCGCCACACCUAACGUUGGCACCAAACGUCCUGACUGAGGAGGACUCCCCUGAGCUGGACACGGGGAAUAGUGACUUGAAGAUGGCAAGUGAGGAGGAGCGACUGUUAGAAGAAAAGGAGGCUGGGACCACCCACCUGGGAGGCGACUCAGAACUUCCUCUCUCCUUUGGAACUCUGUCACCAGAACAAGAGGAGGAGCCCAUGGAUUGCACCAGCUCCCCGGACUCCAAACCGUCUCCUCCCUCUCGCUACUCGACUCCACUCUCACCCGCCACUCCUCCGUUCUCAAACGGCUGGGAGUCUGCUGUCUCCAGGCCUCUGUCUCUGCCUCCCCUUGCUCACCUGGACAACAACAACAUUGUGGUCAGUCGACAGCUGGGCUGGAACACUGCUCCAGCAACAAACAAUGGCUGCCACUCCCCCGGUGACCCGGCUGGGUUGUCCCCGUUUGGCUCCAGUAGUGGCCACUCUCUGGAGCAGGAGGAAGUGAUUUCCUGCCCAGGCUGCUGCCUGGCAGGAUUUCACUUCCCCUCCUUGUGUCUCAGGGCCCCACCACGUAGAAACCCCUACAAGAACCUGAACGGGGACCACGCCACCCAAGGACUGCUCUGCCCUGGACCCAGGAUCCUGCCACCUGCUCAGACUCCCACAUCCACCACCAGCAGCCUGGAGCCAGGACUCUCCUUACCUGGGGUGCAGACUUGAACUCGUGGGACCAAUCGGAGAAGACGCUCCGUCCACCAGCAGUGUUGAACUCGACACCUGGAAGCAAGCAAAUAGAAAUUUGCACUCAGCAUCUUUAUGCAGAAAGACUAAAUGUCAAAAAAUGACUCCAAUGAAAAUGGCGGUUUCUUUGGUGUCUUUGCAGGAGGCUUGUUGCAUGGCGCCCUCUGCUGGGCUGAGGGUGUCACACUGCGUAGCUCAGCAUGUCAUUUUGAUCUUGUCUGAUUCUUUUUGACUGAAAUGAGGAAUGUUUAGUACACCCUUCUGGUGUGUGUGUGAGAGAGAUCUGUUUAAAGUAUUUGACUGAUGUUAAUAAAUAUAUUAUUAUUAUUAUUGGUCAGAAUCUGCUUUUAGAUGUGCAGAUUGACAGCCAGCUUAAAUAAAAAGAUGGAAUGCA